This is a messenger RNA of Dermacentor andersoni, 550 nucleotides long. The record is from RefSeq and is a predicted model, not a curated record. Lineage: Eukaryota; Metazoa; Arthropoda; Arachnida; Ixodida; Ixodidae.
GCGCUGUGCGGCUAUUCUAGUACCAGUUUGUAUAGGUGUUCUGUGCUAGUACACUCUAGUGCGGCAAAGCUAAACCCGCUUGAGCGUCUGAGCCCGUUUUUCUUCGACCACACCGUCGUAUUCUGUUUUAAAGUCACAUUUAUAACAAUGUGGUUCGAAAUACUGCCCUCCAUGGGUAUCAUCGUCGCUCUGAUGUCAAUUCCAAAUCUGACCGCUAAGCCAAUAUCGUGGCUUUACGACGGCAAGCCUUACAGGCGGAUCCUGUAUGAUUACAGAUAUCGGGAGGAUGCCAUGCGGGACGAGCGGCUGAGUGGGCAUAUAUACACGACCAUCGCCGUGCAAGACCCUGUGGACAUAGGGCAUAACUUCAUACUUCCUCCUCUCCUGUGGAUCCGCCCCACGAGGCUUUGAACUUGGUCGGAAGGACUUCAACAGGGACUCGGCAACAGCCCGAAGAAGGGCCAACAGAAAACCGGCCGACCGAAGGCGAUCAGCUUGAGCAUCAAAACUAGACUGAGCCUUGUGUGGGCAGGACUUCACUAACGAAGCC